Lepisosteus oculatus (spotted gar) is the source of this 710-nucleotide messenger RNA. The record is from RefSeq and is a predicted model, not a curated record. NCBI's taxonomy places the organism in Eukaryota, Metazoa, Chordata, Actinopteri, Semionotiformes, Lepisosteidae.
UUGGGGAUACCAACUUCCGGGUAGACAUGGCGGCCUCCCUGGUUCGGUUUGUCCGCGGAGGAUUCAGUAGGAGCUUUAAUUUUGCCACCCGGAGUGCAGCUGUAGUGCCAGCGAGGUCAGAGGGCACAGCUACCGAGACUAGGCCUACUGUCAGACCCAAGGAUGAAGUCACUCACAAGCAGCUGUCAGCAUUUGGUGAAUAUGUUGCAGAAAUCCUUCCUAAGUAUGUGCAGCAGGUGCAGGUGACGUGUUUCAACGAGCUGGAGGUGAUGAUCCACCCGGACGGCGUGAUCCCUGUGCUGACGUUCCUGCGCGACCACACCAACGCCCAGUUCAAGAGCUUGGCCGACCUGACCGCGGUGGACAUCCCCAGCCGCCAGAACCGCUUCGAGAUAGUGUACAACCUCCUGUCCUUGCGCUAUAACUCCCGGAUUCGUGUGAAGACUUACACUGACGAGCUGACCACAGUGGACUCUGCAGUGCCAGUCCAUCAGGCGGCCAACUGGUAUGAGAGAGAGAUAUGGGACAUGUUUGGGGUUUUCUUUGCCAAUCACCCAGAUCUGAGGAGGAUCCUCACAGACUACGGGUUCGAGGGACAUCCAUUCCGGAAAGACUUUCCUCUUUCGGGAUACGUGGAGGUAGGGAGUGUCAGUCGGUCACAGCCUGUCAGCCCGCUGUUGGGAAGACUGCUGUAGAACAGCAACUCAGAC